This is a messenger RNA of Exophiala xenobiotica, 2702 nucleotides long. RefSeq lists its product as uncharacterized. The transcript has 5 exons. NCBI's taxonomy places the organism in Eukaryota, Fungi, Ascomycota, Eurotiomycetes, Chaetothyriales, Herpotrichiellaceae. Gene Ontology annotation, biological process: succinyl-CoA metabolic process; tricarboxylic acid cycle. The coding region runs from base 50 to 2497 and encodes 815 amino acids. The record is from RefSeq and is a predicted model, not a curated record. Gene Ontology annotation, molecular function: succinate-CoA ligase (ADP-forming) activity; ATP binding; metal ion binding. Gene Ontology annotation, cellular component: succinate-CoA ligase complex; mitochondrion.
GCCCGGAUUCGGGAUAAUCGUGGCUCGAAGUCUAGCGCAAGACUACACCAUGUUCAAAACUUUACGCAAAAGGCCAGCAGCGACAGCCUUGCAGAACAUCUCCGGCGUGGUCUCAACAUCAUCGAAACGGCACCUCAGCCUGCAUGAGCACCAAGCACAAGGCUUGCUUGGAGAAUAUGGGAUCGACGUCCCCCGUGGUAGGGCGGCGACUUCGGUAGAGGAAGUCGGAGCAGCAGUCACGGCUCUCGGAGGCAACGCCGUGUUGAAAUCCCAGAUCCUUGCUGGAGGCCGCGGGAAAGGAUCUUUCGACAAUGGGCUGAAGUCCGGCGUACACAUUGUCUCGAGUAAAUCAGAAGCAGAGAAAUUUGCAUCCCGCAUGCUUGGACACAAACUCGUCACCAAGCAAACCAGCUCCGAAGGUCUUCCAGUCAACCAGCUCUACGUGACGGAGAAAGUCGACAUUGCGGAUGAAUACUACCUGGCCUUCACCGUCAGUCGCGAACACUAUGCACCAGUCCUGCUCAUGUGCAAGGGUGGAGGUACCGGCAUCGAAGAACUUGCCGCGCGAAGCCCAGAGGAAGUGAUCAACGUGCCUUUGAAGUACAGCGAAGGAAUAACCGAUGACAUUGUUUCGACGGUUUGCCAGAAACUUGAACUUGGCCACGAGAGGCACGCUGAGGUCAAGGACUUGCUGUCCAACCUGUACAGAGUGUUCCGCGAGCGCGACGCCACCCUUCUGGAGAUCAAUCCUUUGGUUCAAAACCGCAAGAGCCGCCAGCUCAUGUGUGCCGACACCAAAUUGACAGUCGACAAUGCCGCAGCGCACCGACAAGGCGAGGUUUUCCAGCUUAGAGACUUGUCUCAAGAAAAGCCUAUAGAGCUCGAAGCCGAGAAGCACGGGCUGGUGUAUAUCCAGCUCGAGGGCAGUAUCGGGUGCCUCGUGAACGGCGCGGGUCUGGCGAUGGCCACCAAUGAUGCCGUCGCUCAUUUCGGUGGGAAAUGUGCCAAUUUCCUGGACGGCGGAGGUCAGGCAGAUGUCGCCCGGAUGGUCAAGGCUUUCGAACUCAUCCUGAGCGACCAGAAUGUCAACACGAUAUUGGUCAACAUCUAUGGAGGUAUCAUUCGCUGCGAUAUGAUCGCCGAGGCCGUCAUUGCCGCCGCUCAGCAUUUCGGAGACGUGCCGGUCGUGGUGCGUUUGCAGGGCACCAACGCCGAGCAAGGUCAACAGAUGAUCGCAAAGUCGGGCCUGAAACUCUUCGCCGAGUCUGAGUUUGAUGGUGCUGUCAAGAAGGCCAUUGAGCUUUCCAACCGAGCGACGACGAGAACCCAGGACUCUUCCACUUCUCAAGCAGCGCAAAAGUCUCCGCCAAACAACUAUGUCCCCUCGAAUGUGUCGAUCGGCCGGAAAGCGCUCAGAGCUUUUUCUACCUCGUCCUUCUCCAGCAGCAUUCUGAAGGAGCCACGAGCAUCCACAUCCGUCUUGGCAACUCGGCAGCAGAGUCGCCCAUUCCGCAGCUCAUCACGCAGAGUUGCUUCCUACAAUGAAUCCAUCCCCAAUCUCGCAAUCAAUCAGAACACCCGCGUUAUGUAUCAGGGUUUCACCGGCCGUGCGGCCAGCAGGAACGCCGUAGAGGCUAUCAAAUAUGGAACGAACAUCGUCGGCGGCGUCUCACGGUCCCAGAAGUCCAGCUCAGGCAAGCACACCGAUGCCAGCCUCGCGAGUCUCCCGGUAUUCAGCACCGUCCGCCAAGCAGUCGAUGAGAUCAAGCCCGAUGCAAGCGCGGUGUUUAUUCCCGCGCAAUUCGCCGCAGAUGCCAUCAUCGAAUCCAUCGAAGCCGAAGUUCCCCUGAUCGUUUCUGUGGCCGAGCACAUCCCCGUGCACGAUAUGCUGCGGGUGCAGGAAGUGUUGCGCACACAAUCGAAGUCGAGACUCGUUGGGCCCAAUUGUCCGGGCAUCAUCUCGCCCGUGAACGCUUGCAAGAUUGGCAUCAUGCCUCAUCUACAGUACGCGCCGGGCAUCGUGGGCAUCGCAUCGAAGUCAGGGACGUUGUCAUACGAGGCUGUGGGGUCGACCACGAAAGCUGGGCUCGGCCAGUCCCUUUGCGUUGGCGUAGGGGGCGAUCUGUUGCCAGGCACGAGUCUAUUGGAUGCGGUGACUGCUAUGAUUGAGGACCCCGCAACGAAGGGAAUUGUGUUGCUGGGCGAGAUCGGUGGGGACGCUGAGAUCAGAGCGGCGGCGUUAUUGAAGCAGUAUCGCGAAGGGGAGAUCAAGGCCGGGCGCAAGCCGAAGCCGGUGGUGGGUAUGGUCACGGGCCGUACGGCGCCGAAGGGGAGGACCAUGGGUCAUGCGGGCGCGAUCGCAGGUGGUGGGAGCAGCGUGACGGCCGAGGAUAAGGUCAAGGCGAUGCAGGAUGCGGGUAUUGUGGUGCCGGUGCAUCCUGGUGAGAUUGGACCUGUGAUGAAGGAGUUGUUGAGGCAUGCUGAGAUUACCUGGUAAUUGAGCGGGCUGGACCCUUUACUGUAGUACUACGCCACGUACUCCGUAAGAUACCUUAGUAUAUAUGCUGAGGGCCAUUUUGGUUCCACUGUUGGGAUGGAUUUAGGAUGCACUUGGUAGGAAUUUGGGAUGAAUUCGGGUUGAGCUGGCGCAUGGCAUGGUUGGCAUCAGGUUGAGAGUACGUACCUAGGUACCUUAGUACUCA